UUGCUCUCCGCAAACUAGCCUUGUCAUAACCACAACACCUGGAUAGUAUUGAACAUUUUUUUUUUGUUCGGUUUGGGUGCCAAAUUACAUCAGUCAUUUUCAAAAUUCCUUCCAAGUUACGGCUCGCUCAACUAACUUCUCCAACAGCACCGAAUUCGUCUUCUUUGAAGUUCUUGAUUUCUGGUUUGCUUCUUCCGGUCGGUCCCUCCCUCCCCCAACGCCAUUGCAGCAGCCGGCAAGCUUUCGCAAACUCGGCCCCCUUUUCCAGCGGAUGGACGCUCGAUCUGUCCGAUCUCUUAUAGGCGUUUAACUUCGAUUGGAGCUCCUCCUCCUCCAUCCCUCCCCCAAUGGCUGCCUGGCUUAAGGCCGCGGAAGGUCUGUUUGAAGUUGUAGAUCGACAAGCAAAGCUAGUUGUUAAUGAAUUAGCAGAGGAGAAUUCUGAUUCUCAGCCAUCUGACUUGAAACAUAGCUUCGUUCAGGUCAGUGUUAGCUGUAUGUUUGGUUAUCAUUAUUAUAUCAACGUUUGUCUCCCUUUUCUGUCUCAAAAGAGGCGGCCAAAGGAUGGAUCCACUAAGCCAAGUGAACAUGCACAAGAGGUAACUAAUACACAAACAUCAGAGGCAGAUGUGAUAGAUCAUGCUGCUCCUUCAGUUGAAAAUGACGAGAAAGCUUCCAACAGUGCCAUAUCUCAAACAAGCAACGAACAGCAAGAAACUGUUCACAGUGCUUCAAGUGUAUCACUACCGACGACUACAAAUGAGCCAGUCGAGCGUGAAGCUGACAGUGUUGAAGUUCCUGUAACUAUUACAGACCCUGUCAUACCACCAUCAGAUGGUGAGACCUUUAAUGAUAAGGCUAUAGAUGUCUCUGUAGAGAGUACUUCUUCACCGUCACCUGCCAAAAAAAUCGAAGUUGUCAAAGAGCAUGAUCCAGUUGUUGCUGUUCCUGAUACCAGUACAAGGGAAAAUGAGGUUUCUUCAAAGAUUGAGCUAGAAAAAUCAAGCAAAGACUCUCUUGUUAGUAGUGAAAAAUCAGCAAAAGUUGAGGAGCUCAAGGUAGAAUCUCCUAUGCAUCAACUGAAGGUAGUUGAGCAUGAAGGCGCUGCUUCGCCCAGGAAAAUUCAGGAGCAACUUGAGGAGGCUCAAGGACUACUCAAGACUGCAAAUUCCACUGGUCAAUCAAAAGAGGCCAGACUAGCACGGGUUUGUGCUGGUCUUUCAAACCGCCUUCAAGAGUACAAGUCUGAAAAUGCACAACUCGAGGAGCUUCUGAUUGCAGAGAGAGAACUAAGCAAAUCAUGUGAGGCUCGUAUGAAGCAGCUGCAGCAAGACUUGUCUGUCUCAAAAAUGGAAUUAACAAGAGUAGAGUCAAACAUGGUCGAUGCUUUGGCAGCAAAGAAUGCUGAAAUUGAGGCCCUUCGUGGUUCUAUGGAUGCACAUAAGAAACAAGCUGCAUUGUCAGAAGGAAACUUGACUACUUUACAGGUCUUGCAGAAUACCUUAGCUGAUUUUAACCCUUGUAUUACCUCUCAGGCAAAUAUGGAGUCUCUUAUGCGAAAUAGGGAACUGACGGAGACAAGGAUGAUGCAGGCUUUGCGAGAAGAGCUAGCCUCUGCAGAACGGAGAGCAGAAGAAGAGCGGGUUGCACACAACACUACUAAAAAGGCAGCUAUGGAAAGGGAAGUGGAUCUAGAAAACAGAGCUGUGGAGGCUUCCACAGCCCUGGCUAGGACCCAGAGACUUGCAGAUGAAAGGACUGCAAAGGCUGCAGAACUUGAACAGAAAGUAGCACUGCUUGAGGUUGAAUGUUCAACACUAAAUCAAGAGUUGCAAGAUAUGGAGGCCCGUGUUCGACGAGGCCAAAAGAAGGCCCCUGAAGAGUUAAACCAGUCAAUUCAGAUGCAGGCCUGGCAGGAAGAAGUAGAACGUGCACGCCAGGGUCAAAGAGAAGCCGAAAACAAGCUUUCUUCUGUUGAGGCUGAAUUGCAGAAACUGAGAGUUGAAAUGGCAGGCAUGAAACGGGAUGCUGAACACUAUUCACGCCAGGAGCAUAUGGAGCUUGAGAAACGCUAUCGGGAACUAACUGAUUUGCUGUAUUACAAGCAAACACAAUUAGAAACCAUGGCUAGUGAAAAGGCAGCUGCAGAGUUUCACUUAGAGAAGGAAUUGAAGCGUCUUCAAGAUGUACAGGUUGAGGCUGAAAGAAGUAGAGUUGCCCGUCGCCCAUCUCCAUCUUGGGAAGAUGAUACCGAAAUGAAAGCUCUAGAGCCUCUCCCAGUGUACCACCGUCAUUUGGUGGGCGCAAGUGUACAGUUGCAGAAGGCAGCCAAGAUAUUAGAUUCAGGAGCUGCCAGAGCAACGCGCUUCUUGUGGCGGUACCCAACAGCUCGGCUUAUCUUUUUAUUCUAUCUGGUGUUCGUACAUUUCUUCAUGAUGUAUUUAUUGCAUCGACUUCAGGCGCAAGCUGACGAUCUUUCGGCUAGAGAAGUUGCGGAGUCGAUGGGCCUUGCAGACCCCAACCUGCAGUUACAUGCCCGACGUUGAGCGCCACCAAACGCUAUGGGCAUGUCAUGGUAUUUUGCCUCUGUAUAUCGUCCCAGAGAAUUUUAUUAGAAUGAUGGAGAAGUAAUGAACCACAUCGGAUGAGUGAUGAGAAUACAAAAAUCCGUUGCCAUUUUCGCAUUGCAGCAAUCUGGAACUUAGCUUUAGCCAUUAAUGGGUGCCGUUCGUUGGGUAAUGGUCGACUUCUCCUUUCUUGAGCCCUCUUCCUCUUUUUCUCCUUGUUUGCAGAGGUGCUACAGACUUUUUGUGUACAUGAUGCAGCUAGAAAUACAGAUGUAAUUGGACAUAAGAUAUGCUAAUGAAAGAAAUAUGGCAGCCAAACCCAUUUUAAUCGGGUUAAUGCCACAUUUAGGGUUAAUGCCACAUUUA
Linum tenue is the source of this 2930-nucleotide messenger RNA. The record is from the annotation of a GenBank genome assembly. NCBI's taxonomy places the organism in Eukaryota, Viridiplantae, Streptophyta, Magnoliopsida, Malpighiales, Linaceae.